CAAAGUCUGUUUUCAGAUAUGGUAGGCAAGAUGCCUGCACUUUGCAUGUCGCGCCCGUUCCUCCUACUUUCGUUCCCCUCUCGCCUUCUUUCGUCAACCACUUUAUUAUCUUCUCGAAGGAUUUCUCGUGACCGCUGGCGGUUCUCGGGCUGUUCUACACGUCUCUCCCUCCUUAACUGCCCAGCUCUUCACACUUGGUCUGAAACGCCCGGCAUGUGAGAAAUUUUCGCGACAUGGAACUCAACCACCGGCAACAACCAGGCAUUGACUACAUUCACCCCGAGAAGGAACUUUACGCUGGAAUCUGGACGCUCUACGCUGGCGCUACUGCUUUUCUAGCUGCACGUCUGUGGGUGAAGACGACUCGCCGCCAUGGGCUAUGGUAUGAUGACUACAUCCUCAUCGUGUGCUGGAUCAUCCUUACGGGUAACAACAUUAUCAUCACAAUAGAGUAUGCUACGGGAUAUGUGACGCCUACAUGGGACGACCGAAUGCGAAUCCUGAUCAUCAUCUCGUCCUGCGGUACUCUACUCAAUCAAAGCCUCACAAAGACUGCCUUCGCCGUCACCUUGCUCAAAUUGACCCGUGGUUUCUCGACCUGGAAGAUAUGUCAUGGCAUCCUGUGGUUUUGUAUAGUGAGCAUGUGCGGCUUCAACUUUGCCAAAAUCGUUGUCGAAUGGGGCCGAGUCUGCAACAACAGCGCCUAUGAUAAACCUUUCCGUCUCGACUUCUGCCUGAAUGCCGGUGAUCGCAGCCGAUUCAAAGAAGGUGGAAAUUAUUACAACGUUAUCAUGGACUUCAUCUUCGCACUCUUUCCCUGGGUCAUAACCUGGAACCUCGACAUGCAGCGCAAAGAAAAGAUCGGCCUCUGCCUCACCAUGUCCCUCGGCAUGGUCGUCGCCAUCGAAUCCGCGAUCCGCAACGAAUGGAAAUUUCAAGGGAACGCCGAAGACCGCUGGUACUUUUGGCGUAAUGCGAUGUCCAAUAUCUGGUACUCUUCAGAGAUCACAGGAACAAUCAUCGUACAGUGCAUUCCAGUCCUAAGACCUUUGGUACAGGAAGUCAAGGUCAGUUUGAGGAGUAAAAGAUUGGGAUCUAUGACUAUGGAUGCGGAUGAGAGUGGAGGGAUGCCAUUGGAUCAUAUGGGCAGUCGAGAUUGGUAUCGUCCUUCCCAGCCCCAUCGUUUUUCUUCUUUUUGGGGCUUGGGUGCUGUUGCUUCUGCUGCGCCUGAGCGUCAAAGAUAGAAAGAGGUAUACGAAUUUUGUUUUGUUAUGAGAUCAUUUGAGCUUACGAUUUUCUCCUUCUCGGAUUGUAGUAUGGUUUCCAAGAACGCUGACGGGAGGUUCGUUGUUGUGGAUCGGGAGGGAAUGCCAGAGGCUAAUACGAUUGGUCGCGCGGUUUGAGAAUCGAGCAUGGAAGACACAGAAGAGCUGCGCGAGGAUUUCGGGUGAUGCGGACGAACAUACGACGAUACGACGAAGUCUGACUUCUACCCGACAAGUGGUGGCUGUCGUGUGGGACAAGGUGAUAGGACACGUUUCUGCGUCUCUUGACCAGAGCAGAUUCUGGUGGGGAUACAUCGAAGAAUAUAGUGUCAAGGGUGUUGCAGGAAGUUUUGCUCAAGUAGCUUAGACAUCCUGAGGGCGGAGAUCUGAAGCCAUAUCAUAAUGGGGUUGCUAGGUGGUCUUGCUUGCUUAGGAGAGGGUCUGACUGACGAGGAAUUGCUCUUGUCAGGUGGCUUUGUAAAUAUAUGUACUGAUGGAGGUAUGUCUGUAUGAUCAAUUGUACGUGUGACGAUGGCGAGAAAUGUCUCUCUGUGGUACUUGCUGCGCUGUUUCAAGUCUUGCGUAUCGCUGUGCGCUUUCUCUUAUGUUUUGCCUCUGAGACACUCGGUGUGAAGUUGUCGAAGUGGCCCGAGCAGGUGAGAUGUAGGGAGAUGUGUGUCGUU
Molecule: messenger RNA, 1948 nt
Organism: Cercospora beticola
Lineage: Eukaryota; Fungi; Ascomycota; Dothideomycetes; Mycosphaerellales; Mycosphaerellaceae
Source: RefSeq, a predicted model, not a curated record